Dovyalis caffra is the source of this 1506-nucleotide messenger RNA. Lineage: Eukaryota; Viridiplantae; Streptophyta; Magnoliopsida; Malpighiales; Salicaceae. The record is from the annotation of a GenBank genome assembly.
AUGGCGGAAGCUUUCGCAACCGACAUUGCAAAAUCCCUUUUACGGAAGCUAGUCUCUUUUGCAGUCCAAGAAUUUUGUUUGGCGUGGGGACUUGAAGGUGACCUUGCACGUCUUGAAGAGAGAUUGUCAGCAAUCAAUGCAGUUCUGUCAGAUGCCGAGAGGCAACAGUCACAAAAUGACAGGAUUCGGCUUUGGCUCCAGAAGCUCAAAGAAGUCUUUGAACAGACUAUUGAUCAUAGUAAUGUCUUGCAUGAGGAAACAGAGAUGAGACAAUCCUUUGAGAGCUUUUCCGGUCUUAUCGGAAGAGACAAAGACAAAGAACACAUCAUCAGCCUUCUAGUAGAACCUUUUGAGGUUGAUGGUGCACAUCCAUUUGUCGUUCCGAUAGUUGGAAUGGGUGGUUUGGGGAAGACUGCUUUGGCGAAAACAGUGUGUGAUGAAAGUGCUCAUUUUGAACUGAAAAUGAUGGCAUGUGUUUCAGAUGGUUUUACUCUAAAACAAGUGAUUUCAAAAAUUAUUAAAUCUGCAACUGGAGAAAAAUGUACUGAUUUGGAUGAGAGCGAACUAAAAGCAAAACUAGAAGAAAUUUUGACUGCUCUUCCCAACUUCCCAAAUAAAUUAGAUCGUGUGCGAACACUUCUUUUUGCAAGUGAUCUAGAGGAACCUAGAUGCAAAACAGACUUUGAGAAAUGUUUGAUAGAAUUUAAGCAUUUGCGGUCGUUGGAAUUAAUUGGUGAUUGUGAAUUGCUUCCACAAAGAAUUGGGGUUCUGAAACAUUUGAGAUAUCUCAAUUUGUCUUAUAAUUCCAAGUUGAAAAGAUUACCAAAAUCUACUUUCAAAUUACAAAAUUUGCAAGCUCUGUUUCUCGGUGAUGGAUUAGAAGAGCUGCCCAAAGAUGUGAGGUACAUGAUCAGCCUUAGAAUGUUAUUUCUAGUUACUAAGCAGCAACGGUUGCCAAAAGGUGGGAUUGGGUGCUUGGAAUGUCUUCAAUUUUUAUGCAUUCUUAGCUGUGAAAAUCUUGAAUAUUUGUGCGAAGAUAUGCAAGGUCUUAAAAGCCUUCGAAAAUUUUUUAUUGUUAAGUGUAAAAGCUUGAUCUCUUUGCCACGAAGCAUGAAAUACUUGACUGCACUCGAGUUUUUAACUAUUGCUGGUUGUGAAAAGCUUGAUUUGAUGACAAUGGAGGAAGAGUACGAGGAAGAAAUUAAACCACUUCGCCUUCAAACAGUAAAAUUUGUAUAUUUACCAGCAACAUUAGCAUUACCAAAACAGAUGCUUCAAGGAUCUGCAGACUCCUUACGAACGUUGGUGAUUCUUGGCUGUCCAAACAUUAAAGAAUUACCAGAGUGCGUCGGCAAUCUAAAUAAACUCCAAGAGCUUGUGAUCUGGAAUUGUCCAAGUUUGAGCAGAAGGUGCCAAAGGAGAACAGGAGAAGAUUGGCCCAAGAUCGCUCGUAUCCCUCAAAUUAAUGUUCAAGAUAUUGACAGUGAUGAAGAAACAUCUGAUUAG